UUUGGAUCCAUUGCAAUCCCUUCAUCAUCCCGAAAAUGAGAGAAAUCUUAAACAUACAAGGAGGCCAAUGCGGCAACCAAAUCGGUGCAAAGUUUUGGGAGGUCAUCUGCGACGAACAUGGUAUUGAUCCCUCCGGCCAAUACAAUGGUACCACCGCCGAUCUCCAGCUUGAGCGUAUCAACGUUUACUACAAUGAAGCCUCCGGCGGCCGUUAUGUUCCCCGUGCUGUGCUUAUGGAUCUCGAGCCUGGCACCAUGGACAGCAUCAGAUCUGGUCCCUACGGCCAGAUCUUCAGGCCUGAUAACUUCGUUUUUGGCCAGUCCGGCGCCGGUAAUAACUGGGCCAAGGGGCAUUAUACAGAAGGCGCUGAAUUGAUUGAUUCUGUGCUUGAUGUCGUUCGCAAGGAGGCUGAGAAUUGCGAUGCGUUGCAAGGUUUUCAGGUAUGUCACUCGCUUGGAGGUGGAACAGGUUCUGGUAUGGGGACACUCUUGAUCUCCAAGAUUCGAGAGGAAUACCCAGACAGGAUGAUGCUCACAUUCUCCGUUUUCCCUUCACCAAAGGUAUCCGACACUGUUGUUGAACCCUACAAUGCGACACUUUCAGUGCACCAAUUGGUCGAGAAUGCUGAUGAAUGCAUGGUCCUCGACAACGAGGCUCUUUAUGACAUUUGUUUCAGGACUUUGAAACUCACCACACCAAGUUUUGGUGAUUUAAACCAUUUGAUCUCCGCAACCAUGAGCGGUGUAACAUGUUGCUUGCGAUUCCCUGGUCAAUUGAAUUCUGACCUUCGUAAGCUAGCGGUUAACCUAAUCCCAUUCCCACGUCUCCAUUUCUUCAUGGUGGGGUUCGCACCCUUAACUUCUCGUGGGUCCCAGCAAUACAUCUCUCUUAGCGUCCCAGAGUUGACUCAGCAGAUGUGGGAUGCUAAGAACAUGAUGUGUGCAGCGGACCCUAGACAUGGCCGAUAUCUGACGGCAUCUGCCAUGUUCAGGGGGAAGAUGAGUACCAAGGAAGUAGACGAACAAAUGAUCAAUGUUCAAAACAAGAACUCGUCGUAUUUCGUUGAGUGGAUUCCAAAUAAUGUGAAAUCAAGCGUUUGUGAUAUUCCUCCAACUGGGCUGAAAAUGUCUUCGACUUUUGUUGGAAACUCGACUUCUAUUCAAGAGAUGUUUAAACGAGUGAGUGAGCAGUUUACUGCCAUGUUUAGGCGCAAGGCUUUCUUGCAUUGGUAUACAGGAGAGGGAAUGGAUGAAAUGGAGUUUACAGAGGCUGAAAGUAACAUGAAUGAUUUGGUGGCGGAGUAUCAACAGUAUCAGGAUGCAACAGCGGAGGAAGAGCAGGACUAUGAGGAAGAGGGUGGUGGUGAAGAAGAGGAGUAAUUUUUAUGUUCGAUUCGGAGAAGAAGGAUUGCCCGUAUCGAUUUAUAUUCCUAUUUGGAUUUAUAUGUUUGAUUUCUGUUUGUUAAUUUGGAUUCCAGUCUAAUGACCUUCAAUGUACUUUGAUUUCUUAUGAUUUUGAUUAAUGCAAGCAUUUCAAUAAGCAUUCCCAGA
This is a messenger RNA of Lactuca sativa (garden lettuce), 1550 nucleotides long. Its product is annotated as tubulin beta-1 chain. NCBI's taxonomy places the organism in Eukaryota, Viridiplantae, Streptophyta, Magnoliopsida, Asterales, Asteraceae. Gene Ontology annotation, cellular component: microtubule. Gene Ontology annotation, biological process: microtubule-based process. Gene Ontology annotation, molecular function: structural constituent of cytoskeleton; GTPase activity; GTP binding. The record is from RefSeq and is a predicted model, not a curated record.